Molecule: messenger RNA, 941 nt
Organism: Culex quinquefasciatus (southern house mosquito)
Lineage: Eukaryota; Metazoa; Arthropoda; Insecta; Diptera; Culicidae
Exons: 4
Coding region: 1-921 (306 amino acids)
Source: RefSeq, a predicted model, not a curated record
AUGACGGUGACCGAGCUGAACGCGCGCUCAGUUUGGGACCAGAUGAAUCUCGAGUCCAAAGAGAAGCGCUUGCUGAUGGUAGGUUUGCUCCCGAGAGCGUUCGUCGGUUACCACAAAACCAGCAACAAGGUGAGUGCCACUCACAAACUCGUCGCUGCACUUCCGCCGGAACUCGGCGAGGAUCAGUACAGAAACGAACGCCUAACGAGCUUCGCGUACGACAUCACCCACAACCGGACGUCGAUCAUCACGGUCAUGCUGAACGAUUACCGUUACUGGACGGAGCGCAGCGUGAACUUUUACCAGCUAUUUACCCGUUUCUACCGUCGACUGGCCGGAGUUGUGCUGAAGCGAAGCGGUGCUCCCACCGAAGAAGCGGCGCAGCGACGAAUUCUCAUCAAACGAUCGCACGAGGACGGGUUUGAGCACGUGCUGAUCGACGUUGAGUUUCCCGACUUUGAUUUUGAAGGCGGUGGCGAAGGCGAUUCUGUCACGGAGACAAACUUUGCCUGCUUGAAGUUUAUUCUGGAUUUCGAGGACAUGACGGCGAUUAGAGCGUUUGCCGAAGAGGACAACAACCGCUGCAAGUUGCUGGACUACGUGACCGUUCGGUUCAUGAUCAAGGAGCAAAUGAUCUCCGAGACAUUGGCCGCCACGAUCAUGACAGCGGUGGAGACCUCUUCAGGCGAGACGCCGAAACUCGCCACCAAGCUCAACCUGGACGCGUUCCACGCCACCUUCAUGUACGUCCGCUGGCGAUACUACGCCCGCGAGGCGCUCGUCAACGCUGGCUUUCCGGAUGCGUACGUUGACGACAUGUGCCGCCUGGACGGAUCGCGGCUGCAAAUGUUGGUCCAGCGGCGGCGACGAAGUCGCGGUGGUUUGGAUGCUCAGAAGAAUGCCCCUGCAGCAGUGGUUUAGCGAUCCCUUUACAAACUACG